GGCCCGGGGACAGACCCAGACCCUGGAGCAGAGGAAGCUGGGGAAAAGGACGGCUGAACUGACUCGAAGGAGAAGUGCCCGCGGUGGUUCGUCGUUUUGGGCCGAUUCAUUUCGUUUGCCAAACCCUUCGCGGCCUCGCUAGUUGGCAUGGGUGUGGUGGCCUGGUUAUAAGGUGAACCACCCUUCCCCUUUCUCGUCGGGCUCUUUUUUUUUCUCUCUCCACCCUUGAAGGACAGGCCUGUUCUUGUUACUUCAGUAUGGCCGACAACACGGAAUUAUCGUCUGUGCCCAAGGACGUCAAGGACGCCGCCCACGUCGAGCGGGUCCCGUCGUACGGCGAGGGCAUGAAAAAGGACCAUGUCGACUACUCGCGUGUUGACAAGGAGAUCGCGCAGUAUGCGGGUCAAGAGCAAAUCGAGGUCGACGAGGAGACGAGCAAGCGCCUGCGCAGGAUGAUUGACAAGCGUGUCUUGGUUAUCAUGAUCCUCACCUACUUCCUGCAGGCCCUCGACAAGGGAACCAUGUCAUUCUCGUCCAUCAUGGGCAUUCGAGAGUACGCUGGUCUUGAGAACGGCCAAAAGUACUCCUGGCUCACGACAUGUAUUUACAUCGCCGUGCUGUUCGUCGAAUACCCCACCAACUGGAUCAUCCAGCGAGUCCCUAUCGCGAAAUACCUCGGUGUCAAUAUCAUUCUCUGGGGCGCAGUUCUGGCUCUGCACAGUGCCUGCAAGACGUUCCCCAGCCUGGUCGCUGUCCGCACCUUGCUGGGUAUCUUCGAAGCCGUCUGCCAGCCCUCCUUCGUCCUGAUGUCCAGUAUGUGGUAUAAGCGCGAGGAGCAGGCCGAGACCGUGACAUACUGGUACAUGAUGAACGGCACCCAGCAGAUCGUCGGUGGGCUGCUCGCAUACUGCUUCAGUCUGAUCGGAAACGACCACGACGUCAAGUCCUUCCACGCCCUAUUCAUGACUUACGGCUGUGCCUCUGUCCUCUGGGGUGUCUUCGUGCUCUGGUGGCUGCCUGACUCGCCCAUGCGCGCCAAAUGCUUCAGCGAAGAAGACAAGCGUCUCAUGGUCGAGCGUGUGCGAUCCAACCAGACCGGUAUCCAGAACAAGAAAUUCCGUGGAUACCAGAUUAAAGAAGCCCUGCUUGACCCGCAGAUCUGGUGCUACUGUGCGAUUCAGAUCUUCACGACCCUGCCUACCAGUGGCCUGGGUGCGUUCGCGAACAUCAUCAUCGAGGGCUUCGAGUUCAGCGUCCUGCAGACUCAGCUCCUAGCUAUGGUUCUGGGUUUCUAUAUCAUUAUCGUCCUCUUGACCUCAGCAUGGCUCGUCCGUAAGACCGGACAGAACCUCUAUGUCAUGUUGGGCUUCAUCCUUCCAUCUUAUAUCGGCACAAUCGUCCUCAUGACGGUAGAAAACCGCAACAUGGGCACCAAAGUCGGUCUGCUUAUCAGCUACUACAUCACGCUGUCAUUCUGGUCCGCACAGACCCUCGGUCUCUCAAUGGUCUCUCGUAACAUCGCCGGCGCAACCAAGAAAUCCGCCGUCAUCGCCGCGACAUUCGUCUCGUGGGCUGUUGGCAAUGCCAUCGGCCCACAGGUGUUCCUGGACCGUGAUGCGCCCAAGUACUUUAUUGCCUUUGGGGUUCACCUCGGGUGCUAUGUUUGCCUGACCAUCUCUGUGAUCUUCCUGCGCUGGUACCUUGCGCACCAGAACAAGAAGAAGGACAGGCUGCUCAGGGAGGCGGGUCUGGAUCCGAAUGAGCAGAACCUGGCACAUGCGUUUGAGGAUCGCACGGACCAGGAGAAUAUGUAUUUUAGGUAUAUCUAUUAGUUUUUUUAACUGGGUGGUGAGGGAGAUAGUUAGUUGAAUGAUACCAGGUGGCUCCAUCUAUGGGCUAUUCACUUUGUAACUUCUCAAAUACAGCAAUAGCAUCUGCAUUCUGAGCCUCGAGGUCGACAUCAUUAAGAUAUGACCCAGCCUGCGUCAGAUAGCU
Messenger RNA from Aspergillus versicolor CBS 583.65, 1995 nucleotides. RefSeq lists its product as uncharacterized. Gene Ontology annotation, cellular component: membrane. Gene Ontology annotation, molecular function: transmembrane transporter activity. Bases 258 to 1832 code for a protein of 524 amino acids. The transcript has 4 exons. The record is from RefSeq and is a predicted model, not a curated record. Gene Ontology annotation, biological process: transmembrane transport. NCBI's taxonomy places the organism in Eukaryota, Fungi, Ascomycota, Eurotiomycetes, Eurotiales, Aspergillaceae.